AAAAAUAAAAAGUGUAUUGACACCCAGACGAGAUAGAAUAAUAAGCAGCUUUUUUUUUUCUUUUCUUUCCUCUACCCCGACUCAAUGUCACGUAAUAACGAACCUGACGUUCCAAGUCUCUAUGACUUGUUGGAGGCUUCCAUGGAGCUUGACAAAAAAAUUCUGCAAUAUUUACGUCAUAGCGAUGAACGUCGAAAUCAAGUUUUUUCACUCCUCCUGAAUACGAAGCCAGUUUCUCCAGCAACAGCAACCACUCCCUCCUCCUCCUCCGCAGCAGCAGCAGCAGCAACAGCUACAGCACCAACAGCCAACCCAUUUACAGAAUCUUUGGAUGGACAUGUCAAUGAACUGCUUCGACAAAGGUUUCCAGAAAAAACAGGUGAGUCUUCGCGUCCCCAUGUUGUUAGAGCGCGAAGCACAGCGCGUCCCUUACGUGGAAAUCUUGAAGUAGUGCCUGAUCUAAUGAAUUUACCAGAACUACCUAAAAUUACGAAAUCUCAUGGCCCCAGAAGGAAAAAAGAGAGACCUCGUUACGAAUAUACUGAUACGAACCGUGACAUUCAAGAAAUUGAAGAAACACCGGACGACCCUAUUCCGAUCCGUGAUAAGCUUGUGAUCCUCGUGGCUUCUCUUUUAUCUCAAAGUCUCGAUCGUAAUGUCGACAUGGAAGAGGAUAUCGUCCUUGAGGCUGUAGAUAAAAUGUUUGAGGUGGCAAACAUCACUGAAGGGGAAAUGCUGAAUUGUUAUUUCCGAAAGAAACAAAUACCUCGAUUACAAGCAUUAAAGACACCUUGGGAUGUCAUUUACAAAUCGAUUCGCACGAAAUAUGCCAUCAUCCUUGAAAGAAAAGUCGAAAGGGACUUUAAUUUGGAAAUCGGUCGUUGUGAUAAUAUGUGGGCAGCAUCAGGUUUAUUGAAACAUGUCGUGGAUACCAGAUUGAAUAUCAAUGGUUUACAAGCCAUUUCGAGUCUUCAAGAGUACGAAAAUAUGAUGGGGAUAGAACAAGAUAGUAAACCAACGAUAUCUGAACGUUCAACAAGUCAUAAAGUACCACCACCACCCAUUGUCAUUCCUGCAAGUAAUGAUGAUAGCGGUAGUAGCCAUAGCAGUAGCCAUAGUAGUAAUGAUGAUGAGGAGGAUGGGGAUGAAAGGGAAAAAGUAUCAAGAAAGCGAUUACGGGAGAGUGAUACAUCAUCUUCAUCCAGUAAAAAGCGUGGCGUUACUGUUAGUUCUUCAACAGUAUACUAUAAUGAGGAAGAUUAAAAAAAACAUUUUACAUAUCAUUUUAGCAUAUACCAAAAAAAAAAAAAAAAAAAAAAA
Messenger RNA from Mucor mucedo, 1320 nucleotides. RefSeq lists its product as uncharacterized. The transcript has 3 exons. Bases 85 to 1263 code for a protein of 392 amino acids. The record is from RefSeq and is a predicted model, not a curated record. Lineage: Eukaryota; Fungi; Mucoromycota; Mucoromycetes; Mucorales; Mucoraceae.